UGAAACAGAGUUUUUCUCUCAUUGUAUAUCCAAGAGAUUCGAACCCAUAAUCUCACUUUGAUUUCUUAACAGAGUUUUUCUCUAUAAAAAGAAGAGAAAAAUACAGUUAGAGAGUCAUUCAGAUCUGAAAAAUGGAAGCCCAUCUCCAGCUUUAUGAGAUAAUGCUUUCUGCUGCAAAGCCCAUGGCUCUCAAAGCUGCUGUCUUGCUUAACAUCCCACAGAUUAUGGCUACACAUGGCAGAGAAAAUUCUCUCUCUGUGGUUGAAAUUGCUCAACAUAUUUCUGCCUCCACAAAAGAUAAGGUUCCACAGAAGGAAAACUUGUCUAGGAUUCUGAGAUUGCUGGCUUCUUGUGGGGUCUUCACUGAAGAUGUAGAUGAGCAAACCAAGCAAAUGAAAUAUGGGUUGAACAGUGUUUCAAAAUUGCUAGUGAAGGAAGAAAACAGGGAUUCCUGUGAGCCAUUUCUGAGGUUGGUGACAGAGAAAGUUUAUGUGGAUCCUCAACACCAUUUUCAUGAUGCUGUGCUGGAAGGGUGUCAUCCCUUUAUCAAAGUCCAUGGCAUGAGCCCAUGGGAAUAUGUGGGUACAAAUGCUGAAGCCAACAAUCUUUUUAACCAGGCCUUGGCCUGCCAUACAAAAGAUAUCAUGGCUUCUGUGGUGAAGAUGUAUGAUGGGUUCAGGAGUGUCAGAACUGUGGUGGAUUUAGGUGGAGGACUGGGCUCUGCAUUGUCUGUUAUAGUUGCUCAAUAUCCACACAUUCAGGGCAUUAACUUUGACUUGCCGCAUGUCAUUGCAACUGCACCUCUCAUAUCAGGAGUGGAGCAUAUUGGUGGAAACCUGUUUGACAAAAUUCCUUGUGGAGAUAUAGUUUUCAUGAAGUCAAUUUUACAUGAUUGGGAUGAUGAUCAUUGCAUAAAAAUGUUGAAGAAGAGCUAUGAAGCAACACCAAAAGAUGGGAAGGUCCUAAUCAUUGAUGCAGUAAUUGAUGGUUCCCAAGGAAGUGUAAAUCAACUAGGAUUAUUGUUUGACAUACAUAUGAUGAUCUAUACUAUGGGUGGAAAGGAGAGAAGUGAAGAAGAAUUUAGCCAAUUAUUUUUCAAAUCGGGAUUUAAGAGCUAUAAUAUCAUGAAACUACCUUUUCUCCAAGUUCUUAUAGAAGUUUGUAAGUCUUAAGCAUGCCUAAGACAUCAUAAUGCUAUAUUUUCCUUUAAAUAAUUCUAGAAGUAUCUCUAUCUUGAGACAUACUUUCAUCUAA
Cryptomeria japonica (Japanese cedar) is the source of this 1254-nucleotide messenger RNA. Its product is annotated as (Iso)eugenol O-methyltransferase. Gene Ontology annotation, molecular function: S-adenosylmethionine-dependent methyltransferase activity; protein dimerization activity; O-methyltransferase activity. NCBI's taxonomy places the organism in Eukaryota, Viridiplantae, Streptophyta, Pinopsida, Cupressales, Cupressaceae. Gene Ontology annotation, biological process: methylation. The record is from RefSeq and is a predicted model, not a curated record. The transcript has 3 exons. Bases 132 to 1172 code for a protein of 346 amino acids.